Molecule: messenger RNA, 841 nt
Organism: Cucumis sativus (cucumber)
Lineage: Eukaryota; Viridiplantae; Streptophyta; Magnoliopsida; Cucurbitales; Cucurbitaceae
Product: germin-like protein subfamily 3 member 2
Exons: 1
Coding region: 74-697 (207 amino acids)
Cellular component (GO): cell wall
Molecular function (GO): manganese ion binding
Source: RefSeq, a predicted model, not a curated record
UCAACUAUCCCAAGAUUAUUGGACUCAUCAAGCUUCACAAACAAAUUUGAUCACUCACAAAAUUCAAAUCAAAAUGUUCCUCAAAAUCCCCAUAUCCAUUUUAUUAAUUCUCACAAUCGCCAUAGCCUCCGAUCCCGACCCACUACAAGAUUUCUGCAUCCCAAAUCCCAAAUCUUUUCCAGAUCAAUUAUGCAAGAACUCAACCGCCGUCACAGCAGACGACUUCGUCUUCUCCGGAGCAAAAUCCGCCGGACCCUUCUCGGGAACUGGAUUCGCAACCGUAGCGGCAAACUCAAUCAAUUUCCCAGGAUUGAACACGCUGGGAAUGUCGUUGGUACGCGUCGAUCUAAAAGAGGGGGCAAUAAAUCCGCCGCACGUGCACCCACGAGCGGCGGAAAUGGUGUACGUGGUUGAGGGGAAGGUUUAUGCGGGGUUUGUAGACUCGGGGAACAGGGUUUACGCGAAGGUAAUUGAAGAAGGGGAAGUGAUGGUGAUACCGAGAGGGGUGGUUCAUUUUCAGAUGAACGUUGGGAAGAGAAGAGCGACGGUUUUUGGGUGUUUCAAUAGUCAGAAUCCGGGGACUCAGAAAAUGGCUGCGGCCAUUUUUGGGUCUGGGAUUAAAGAAGAGCUUUUGGAGAAGGCUUUUGGUUUGAGUUCUAAGGAAAUUAGGAGGAUGAAGAGAAUGUUUGAUUCUUAAUUACACAUUUUUCUAAUCUAUAUAUAUAGUUAUUCUUACAUUUUAUGUUGUGAUGUUGAUCUAAAGACAAGGUUUUGAUUUUGAUUUUUUUGGGUGGAUUAGGUGUUGUUGCAUGUUUUCUCAAUGAAUUCCAUUAGAUUAAAA